Messenger RNA from Abrus precatorius (Indian licorice), 1137 nucleotides. Its product is annotated as E2F transcription factor-like E2FE. The record is from RefSeq and is a predicted model, not a curated record. Gene Ontology annotation, molecular function: DNA-binding transcription factor activity, RNA polymerase II-specific; RNA polymerase II cis-regulatory region sequence-specific DNA binding. Gene Ontology annotation, biological process: regulation of transcription by RNA polymerase II. Bases 1 to 1137 code for a protein of 378 amino acids. Lineage: Eukaryota; Viridiplantae; Streptophyta; Magnoliopsida; Fabales; Fabaceae. Gene Ontology annotation, cellular component: RNA polymerase II transcription regulator complex. The transcript has 10 exons.
AUGGCUUCCUCUUCCGCGUUCUCAGAUCCUCCUCCUUCCAGACACCACACUUACAACCGAAAACAAAAAUCCCUAGGCCUCUUGUGCACUAAUUUCUUGGCUCUGUACAAUCGAGACUCUGUUCACUUGAUUGGCCUCGACGAUGCCGCAUCCCGGUUAGGUGUUGAGAGAAGACGGAUCUACGACAUAGUCAACGUUUUAGAGAGCAUCGGGGUGCUUUCCAGAAAAGCUAAAAAUCAGUAUACGUGGAAGGGGUUUGACGCAAUUCCCGUCGCACUUCAGGAGCUCAAGGAAGAGGGGUUGAAGGAGAACCCUAAUGUCUUGGACGGCGGCAGUGACAAUGGAAAAGUGUCCGAUGACGAGGACGAAGAUGAAACAUCGUCCAAUCUCGCUACUGGAAGCCAAAAUGACAAGUUGAACUCUGAUCCUGCUCUUCCCAAACCUCUGAAAAACGAUAAUAGAAGGGAAAAAUCUCUGGCGUUGCUUACUCAAAAUUUUGUCAAGCUCUUUGUGUGCUCUAAUUUGGAAAUGAUCUCUCUGGAUGAGGCCGCAAAAUUAUUGCUUGGGGAUGCCCAUAAUUCAUCAAUAAUGAGAACAAAAGUCAGGCGCCUAUAUGAUAUUGCAAAUGUGUUAUCCUCCAUGAAUCUUAUUGAGAAGACUCACACAGCAGAUUCAAGAAAACCAGCAUUCAAAUGGCUGGGCUUGAAAGGGAAGACAUGGAAUGAGUCACUUAACAAUUCAAUUUUGAACGAGUCUAGGAAAAGGGCUUUUGGAAAUGAUAUAACAAACAUCAGUUUUGAGAGGAACAAAUCGGAUUUAUUAAUAAAUGGAGACUUAAAUCGCAAUCCUAAGAAGCAAAAAAACUUGGAAAAUGAUAGUGGCUUCGGUCAGGCAGACAAAAGCAAUUUAAAGCAAGGCUCAAAACAGACUUUAAGGAACUAUCAAUUUGGACCUUUUGCUCCAUCUUCUGUGCCAAAAGUUGGGACCUCUGAGAAUAAUAAUAUGAAACAGGCGCGUGACUGGGAGAGUCUCGCAACUGCACAUUGUCCUCAGUAUCAAAACAAAGCUUUAAAAGAGCUCUUCUCCCAUUACAUGGAAGCAUGGAAAUCGUGGUACUCUGAGAUUGCUGGGAAGUAA